AUCAGAACCCCGGCGGGACGGCAUCCCGAAAGCUACCUGGGGAGAUCUUCUAUGUAUGGACUGUACCUAAGGUAGAUGGUCAGAUAGCUGCCUGCCUACGUAGUGGCAGCCGGAAUGACUCGUUCAGGCUGUUUCUUGGUCAACAGAAUCGCAAUCAUUCUUCAACGGCAUAUAUGCGCCUAUCAGUGGUAAAAUGAUCUUGACAGCCUUCGCCGGCCCUGCUCAAUCAAUCCGCGCGGAAAGAUGACCUGCAGCACAGUCGACGGUGCCAUGAGCACGCGCUCCGACAAUGAUGGAUACUGGGUUGUAAUCUACUAUCCUCUGCUCAUCGUGCUGUUCGGCGUCCUCUGCCUGUCACAGAUGGAGAGUCUGAUAGAGACUCUACCACCAGUUCCAGCUUCGGCGGCUGCGUCAAGUCGGUCUAAGUCCUCGAAAGCCUGGAAGUUGCCCGCACCAGUGCCCUCGAAGGGCUCCCCGGUGUACACCGCAGAUACCAUGGAGCGUGCGGAUGAGGAGCCGGACCUGCGGUCAACUACCACAGAGAACAACACUGCAAAGAAUGAAGGCUCCUCGCCUACGACAGCCGCCCCAGACCUUCAUCAAACCGCUCUCGUCGAUACCCCCUCAAUUGCGGCACUCGAUCGGCAAAUCACCAUCGCCACGGUCUGGCAGCUCCUCCAAAUCUACCUGAUGCAGCGUAUGGGGUUGGUGGCGGCGCGAUUCAUCCGCGAAACGGGGGCACUCAAGGUUUUCGCGGUGCUUAUGCUUGGAUUCUGCACCUACCUGGUCAUUCUGUCUCUUGCGCGAUUGGAGCAAGCGUGGAACGCCGCUUAUGCGUUUCGUACGGUUGAAAGAGAAGAUCCGUCCUUGGAGAGGAAAUCAUAUUGGUUCAAGUUGAUGGGAAAUGUUGCGUUUGUUCUCCUUGCUGAUACCUUGGUACAGAGAGAUUCGUGCCUAGAGAGGGGGUUGCUCCGAGGGAGGCAUCAAGUCAGCGACGGUUUCAUUUUUCUCCAGGAACACUGAUCACUUUGCCUCGCCCGUCAGGGUACAAGGGCAAACGUGAUGCACCAAGGAUAACAACGAUGGGACGAUUACACAUGCCUUGAUAUCGGUCUCUUAUGAAUGGUUACGUGUAGAAUGCGAAGGGUCCAUUGUGAGCCAGGAAUGUUUGAAUAACAGCCGUUACUCUUUAUUUUCAGUCACCUCGAGCGUCGUCUCGUACUUCUCUAGAAACUUCUUGAACCCUUC
Molecule: messenger RNA, 1248 nt
Organism: Cladophialophora immunda
Lineage: Eukaryota; Fungi; Ascomycota; Eurotiomycetes; Chaetothyriales; Herpotrichiellaceae
Exons: 1
Coding region: 244-1023 (259 amino acids)
Source: RefSeq, a predicted model, not a curated record